Molecule: messenger RNA, 2685 nt
Organism: Neoarius graeffei (lesser salmon catfish)
Lineage: Eukaryota; Metazoa; Chordata; Actinopteri; Siluriformes; Ariidae
Product: V-set and immunoglobulin domain-containing protein 10-like 2
Exons: 9
Coding region: 1-2685 (894 amino acids)
Biological process (GO): cell-cell adhesion
Cellular component (GO): cell-cell junction
Molecular function (GO): cell adhesion molecule binding
Source: RefSeq, a predicted model, not a curated record
AUGGAGAAACUUUUCAAAUCAAUUGAGGACCGCAUCAUAGCCAAACUCUCCAGCCAACUUUCUGCUGACCAAGCAACCAUUGAUCGUCAUGACCAAUCAAUUCAGCAUAUGGAGAUGUCACGUAAUGACAUGGAGACUAGACUGGCAACCCUCGAGUCCACCUGCAUCGCCCUGUCUAAGGACAACGAUGCCCUCAAAUUUAAGAUAGACGACUUGGAAAACAGAUCGAGACGCAACAACAUCCGCAUUACUGGCUUACCUGAAAAAGUUGAGGGCGCCCAUCUAACUGCUUUUAUGGAGGUAUUUCUGAGAGAAAUGUUCAGCCCAGAGGCUUUUCCUACUCCUCCAUCUGUCGACAGAGCCCACAGAAUCGCCACCCUCCGCAAGAAGCAAGAUGACCCCCCGCACCCGCCCAAGAAAAACAUCAGUUUUCGUCCGUUCUUAUCGGCCAUAUCACUCGAUGCGGAAAAAGCCUUCGAUCGAGUUGAAUGGAAAUAUUUGUUUUUAGCCCUAGAGAAAUUUGGCUUUGAGGAAUCCUUUAUAUCCUGGAUAAAACUCUUCUACUCUCAACCUCUAGCAGCUGUGAUUACUAAUGGUCAGCAGUCUGAAUACUUCCCACUCGGCAGAGGCACUCGCCAGGGCUGCGGCUUGGAGAUCACAGACCCUGGGCAGGUAGUGUACAAAGAAGACAGAAUCAGUGGAGUGGUGGAACAUGAAGUAAUCCUGAAAUGUGGCCCCACCCUCCCUGAUGUCUACAUCUGGAGCUUCACCAAACCAGGCACCCAGAUGAUUCGAGCCGUGGUGUAUAACUUUGGAAAGGGCCCAAAGCUGCAGCAACUGGCCCAGGACUUGGGUGACCUGAACAUCAGUAACAGUGCCUCUCUGUACAUAGAGAAGGUUCCUUUAGUCGCAGAAGGAUUAUACACUUGCCAGGCUCUAUUUGACACUGCUGAAGGAGCCACGCUUUACUACUACUACAUGUAUCUGCGUGUUCUAGUGCCAGUCUCCAAACCAUAUAUUUUGCAAAGUGACUCCUCAGCAGUUGAAGGUUUGUCAUUUUGGAUGCAGUGCAGUCUGGAAAAUGGCACAGAACCCAUACAUUAUAUCUGGGAACAGGAAAACCACAGUGGAAAGGUCAGCAUAUUGGCUGAGAGCAACAGCAGUCUGAUUAACAUGACUUUGGUGACCCGUAACCACACAGGUUGGUACAGGUGCCUGGUCAGGAAUGAGGUCAAUGAGCAGCGCAGUGACCGGAUCUGGAUGAAUGUCAUAUUUGGACCUGAUCUUCCUCAGAUAUAUGGCACAACAUAUUCAGUAACAUCCAAAGGAUAUUCAGUCCUGGAAAAAAGAAACAUCUCCCUCAUGUGUCAAGCCUCCUCUAACCCUCCAAGCCAGUACGUCUGGUUCUACAACAACUCAGAGAUCUACUCUGGACCACAGCUCACCAUCACCAACAUCCUACGUAUAGACACAGGCUACUAUGCCUGCUUGGCCCAGAACACUUACCUUAACACCCGUUCUUCAAAAACCAUCAUCCUCACUGUCUACUAUCCUCCAGAUGGUGUGCCAACUUGUUCCAUCUUCCCAGUGAAGAACUACACUGACUUGGCCCUCUUCUGCUCAUGGAAGGGAGGUUAUCCUCCAGCUACUCUCAAAUGGAGUUCAUAUGUGAAUGGUGAGAAUGGACAGGGUGUCACUAAUGUCACUCAGAUUCAGCCAGGUCUGGAGACUGCUAACAACUCCGUAUAUACCUGCUAUGGCUCACAUGUUGCACUAAACUUCACUCAGACCUGCAGCACCAGGACAUGGCUGCCAUAUGGAGUACCCCAGUGUUCUGCAAAUUCUGGCCGUAGCAUUGAGUACCUCACAUUGUCCUGUUCAUGGGAGGGUGGAUUCCCUCAGGUUCUGAUAUGGUGGGUUUCCAGUUCUGGAGAGAUGCAGGGUACAUCUAAGGAAGCCACCAACAUCUUGAUCUUGAAUUCAAGUACUACAUACAAUGGCAAAACCUUUGCGUGUCAUGCCAAACAUCCAUUGAUUAAAGAAAGCAACCAGUGUGUCAUCAAAUUGGAGGCACCAGUAUUAAUGACUCAGCACAGUGUGGUUUCAGUGUAUGAGGGUAGUGACGUCCAGCUCACCUGUAUUCUGAGUAAAAGCUACCCACCAGCCACAGAGAUCUCCUGGUAUAACAACUCAAAACACAAUGUUGAUGAGACACCCUGGAAAUAUGUCCUGCACCAAAAUGGUGCCUGGUAUAACCUGACAGUAAGGGAGACAGACAGCAAGGUGGACAGUGGAGAGUACUGGUGUUCAGCAGCUAAUGCUAUUGGAGGAGCAGAGAUUCCCAUUUUGCUUCUAGUGAUGAGAUACCCAAUGCCUCCAAAUGUAACAAUCAGUAAGCUCAUAUACAGUGGGCGUCAGAGAACAGAUGUUAAUAUGGAAUGGCUAAUUCAGACAGAUGUUAACCUCACUGGGUUCUUCAUUGAGUAUCAGAGGCUCCCUGUCCCUGUAGGGAGGCGUGAUAUUGACCCCCUCUGGCAAAAAGUGGCAGAAAAUCUGCAGCCCAGCACCCGCAGCUACCAGAUCACCAAUCUGGAUCCAACCAGAAAAUAUGCAUUCCGUGUAACAGCAGUCAAUCAUCGAACUGUUGGAAAUCCUGCAGAGGUCACAAGUCCAGGUGAGAACUGA